This is a messenger RNA of Penicillium argentinense, 1434 nucleotides long. RefSeq lists its product as uncharacterized. Gene Ontology annotation, molecular function: oxidoreductase activity. The record is from RefSeq and is a predicted model, not a curated record. The transcript is spliced from 2 exons. Bases 1 to 1434 code for a protein of 477 amino acids. NCBI's taxonomy places the organism in Eukaryota, Fungi, Ascomycota, Eurotiomycetes, Eurotiales, Aspergillaceae.
AUGAAGAUGCCCCAGCCGCCCCGACCCAGGUCGGUCGCGAUUGUGGGCACGGGCAUGGCGGGCUUAACCACAGCGCAUCUUCUGCAUCGAGAUCCCGAAUCGCGAUACGAGGUGACUCUACUCGAAAAGCAAGACAAAAUCUCGCUGGCCGCGGAAUCAAUCGCCAUUCCUUCCCGAGAUGAGAAAAAUCAACAGGUCUGGGCCGAUGUGCCCAUGCGUGCUUUCGCAGGUGGCUUUUAUCACAACCUCAUCCGCAUGUACGACUACCUCGAGGUUGCGUACAAUGCGCAGCCAUUCCUUUUCAGCUUCACCAGAUUGCCGCGACACCAGGAACCACCGUCAAUCCCUUCUUGCAUUCCUAGCCCGCAGAUGGUUUACGCCUCGAACUUCCACCAGUUUCCUCCGGCACCCCGAACCGCGGAUCUGGUCCGCUGGGCUGUGGAAGCAGUGUAUGCAAUCGUGUGCUACUGCUGGUUUACCAUCUGCUGUUUCUUCAUCGCGCCGUACGAGGAAGACCCGAAGACGGGAAGACUGUGCGAGUCGCUGGAUGAAUAUCUCCGCCGCAUGUGGAUGCCCCGGCACUACGUCACGAAUUACCUAGUGCCUCUCAUCUCCAGCGUCUGCACAUGCUCUCAUGAAGAGCUCCUCUGUUUUCCCGCCUCCGACGUCCUGGCCUACAAGCGCCGAACCCAUCGGCAGCAGCACUUCGUUGUCUCCGGCGGUGUGCAAUCCGUGCAGGAAAAGCUGCUGAAGGGCAUCAACGUGCGACUGGGCGCACAAAUCACGCACGUCGCCCCAGAUAAAACCGGCGUGCAGAUUAAGUAUUCGACGCCCGAUGGGGAUACCACUGAGAAGUUUGACCUUGUCAUUCUGGCAGUGUCGCCUGAUAUCGCAGCGGCACUGUAUCCAUCACUUAGCUCUCAGUUAUCGACGAUCCCCACGACCACCGUUGAAACCAUCGCCCACACCGACGAAUCACUCAUAACCCCGAUGCUGCGUGCGACCUCCUCGGACCCGGCCUCCGACAAGGAACUGGCUGUCGGCCAUGUGGUCCACGCCACACAACGCAUCCACCUCUUCUCGGACGGCCAUAUCACCGAAGCCGUCCACGAACAACCCAACUCUAUCCUGGUCACCACUAACCCAAUCUUUCCGCCGGAGAAGUCGAAGGUCAUCCGCUCGGCGCACUUCACGCGCGUCUUGCGGAGCCCGCGGAGUCGGGCUGUCAUCAAUGCGGUCUUCAAAGAUCGCAAGUACGACCCGGCUCUGGCAAAGUCGGCUUCUCCAUUCCCGUGGCGGAAUGGAGACCAUGGAGUCUUCCUGGCGGGUGGGUGGUGCUGGGAUGGAAUGGUGUUGUUGGAGGGAUGCAUUGUUUCGGCAAUGCGGGUUGCCAACGCCCUCGGUGUGGAGGUUCCUUGGGAUGAGGAGGCGUGA